Molecule: messenger RNA, 703 nt
Organism: Gordionus sp. m RMFG-2023
Lineage: Eukaryota; Metazoa; Nematomorpha; Gordioida; Chordodea; Parachordodidae
Product: signal recognition particle receptor subunit beta-like
Exons: 1
Coding region: 20-703 (227 amino acids)
Molecular function (GO): GTPase activity; GTP binding
Source: RefSeq, a predicted model, not a curated record
UAAAACGUUGUUUGCAAACAUGAUUGAUUAUUUUCAAGAAAAUUAUUUAAUUAUAUUAUUAACCUUUGUUAUAAUUUUAAUACCUAUUUUAUAUGCAAUUAUCAAAAGAUAUUCCAUUAGAAGGCGAUCUAUAAUGCUAUUAGGUCUUAGUGGAGCAGGCAAGACAUAUUUUUUUACAUUACUUUUGCAUAAUAAGCAGAAGAUCACUUAUACAUCCAUUAAAGAAAAUAAAGGAAUUUAUAUCGCUAAUAACAAACAAAUACUGGAUAUUAUAGAUAUACCUGGAUUUGAAGCAAUUACUUACCCCUUAAUUGAUAAAUACAAAUCGUCAGCUUUAGGUGUUAUAUUUUUUAUUGAUAGCUCACAAUUUUCUAAAAAUUAUAGAGAUGUUGCUAAUUAUUUGUACAAUAUUAUUCAUGAUAAAGUUAUUUAUACUAACCAAAUCCCCUUUUUGAUCAUAUGCCAUAAACAAGAUUCACCACUUGCUAAAAAUUCAACAGCUAUCAGAACAACUUUGGAAACUGAAUUUGAAAUACUAAAAAGGACAAAUCAAGGAAAUUUAAGCCAUCCUAGAGCCUUGUUUUAUAAACAUACUGAUAUAUUUUCAUUCGAUAAAAUUAAAAACAAAAUUGAAUUUGUAGAAUUAAACAAUGAUCCUGUUUUAGAUAAUCUUAAAGCAAUAAAUUGGUUAAAUAAUUUAUAA